Molecule: messenger RNA, 1200 nt
Organism: Oryzias latipes (Japanese medaka)
Lineage: Eukaryota; Metazoa; Chordata; Actinopteri; Beloniformes; Adrianichthyidae
Gene: timp2b
Product: TIMP metallopeptidase inhibitor 2b
Biological process (GO): negative regulation of endopeptidase activity; negative regulation of membrane protein ectodomain proteolysis; response to hormone
Cellular component (GO): extracellular matrix
Molecular function (GO): protease binding; metalloendopeptidase inhibitor activity
Source: RefSeq, marked provisional
UGAUCCUCUGCGUCUCGUUCUCUGACAUCUGGAGAGCCCUGCCUGCGUUUGAAGCUGGAAAUACUUUUGCUUUAGUUGCAUCCGUUUAGAGACAAAGAGAAAAGACUGCUCCACCUCAGUUCUGACCCCAACAUCGGCUGAAAUCCCAAAAUGACCUGGAUGAAUAACAGCUGUUUGGUCACUCUGGCCGUUCUGCUUCUCUGGCGAGUGGAGGAGAUUGCAGAAGCGUGCAGCUGCUCCCCUGCACAUCCUCAGCAGGCUGUCUGCAACUCGGAUGUCGUUAUCAGAGCAAAAUUGGUAGGACGGCAGGAGGUCGAUGCUGGCAAUGACAUCUACGGAAACACCAUCAAACGGAUCAAGUAUGACGUUAAACAGAUUAAGAUGUUUAAAGGUCCCAGUCAUGACAUUGAUGCUGUCUACACUGCUCCCUCAUCUUCAUUGUGUGGAGUGUCUAUGGACACAACUGGGAAGAAGGAAUAUCUAAUCACAGGGAAACUGGAGACUGAUGGGACGAUGCAUGUCACCCUGUGUGACUUCAUUGAUCAGUGGGACGCCAUGACUGCCACCCAAAAGAAGAACUUGAUUCAGCGCUAUGAGUCGAGCUGUGACUGCAAGAUCACCCACUGCACUUCCAUUCCCUGCGUGCUUAGCAGCCCAACAGAAUGCCUUUGGACUGACUGGGUGAUUGAGAAGACGGUCAAGGGAGAGCAAGCCAAACACUACGCUUGCAUCAAAAGGAACGAUGACUCCUGUGCCUGGUACAGAGGCAGCACACCGCCCAGAAAAGAAUUCCUGGACAUUGAAGAUCCUUAACUUUAAUAAUGCCAAAAUCUGAAGAUGUAUGCAGUUCAGUUAAAACUUUUCCAACAAAUACAAAAAAAGAUCGGUACUGUUUUGUGUUUGUUUUUCUAUUUUCAGAAAGUUCUAGGAGAGAUGCUUUAAUGCAAAGAGAAUGUGUUUGAUUGCAUUUCUUAUAUUUCUAAUUAUCUAUGUAUUCAGCACUUACCACCAUUUUGUACCAAAGGAAGCACUUACCCAGCUGUUAUAAAUUAUUAUUGAAGCAUUGUUUUCUGAAAGGUGAUUGUAAGAUACAAGCUAAUAUUUGCUUAGAUUUUGUAGUAAACAAAUACUUCCAUUAAAAGUCUAUUCAAUUUGGUAAUCGUUAAUAAAGGAAAAUGUACUUUGAUAGGAAAUGUCAAC